GUGUCUUCAAAGCACAUAGAUAGCGAAAAAAAUGAAUCUACAAUCGACGCAGGACCAUCAUCAAACAGCCCAAUCCUCUAACCCACCAAGUCCAGGUCUUGCACCCCAAGAACCCAAACUACCAACAGACCUUCCAAACCUCUCCUCCGCAAGUACGCUCGCAGAAGGUCCCGACAACCCACCCAUCCCACCACCACCUUUAGUCGAAGCGGCGCCGGCGCCGAGAAGCCAACUACUGAACCAGCCUCCGCUUGCACCCGGGUCUUCUCCAUCUUCCUUAUCAUCUCUCCCCUUUCUGCUUGUAGGAAGCGAGGACUUGGAACGAGAUUUCGACUUUCUCCCUCGUGUGGAAGGACGGGAGGAAGUACCUGUUGUGAACUCGGGUAGUUGGGCAAACGAGAUGCGCUUGGGUGUGGACUGUCCUGAAGAAAGUCUACUCGACCCCGCACCAUUGAGGGCAUCCGGAACAAUCAACAGACUCCCACUCAUACUCGGACUCGGCGUAUGCAUUGUAGGAGUCGCGGGGGUUGAUCUAACCUUCAGACUGCUAUGUCUUGGCGGUGAAGGUGGCCUAGUCGAACUCGAAUGGCGGCCUUUCGUGAACAACUUAGAAAUCGAUGCUGUUGCUGUUGAAGUAGAUGCUACUGGCUCAACCGUUGGCGGGGUGAGGAGGGAAGGACGUGGAAGGGGCGGCUUGCGAGAGGUGGAAGGCGAUCGUGAAGGGGGUGAUUUCUCUAGGAUGAUACGUAGGGAUUCGAGAGUGCGAUCGACAUGGAGGCUGUCGCUACUUGAAGUCUCACCAGAUGAGGCGGAGAGUUCUUCGAUGGGUUCGAUUAUGGCUGAACUGUUAGAGUGUUUGUAUCGCACAGGAGAGUCGUUCCUCGUGAGGGAACGAGAACGAAUUUGAGGCGAUGGAGAUUUGGAGGGUGGGCGUUGGAUAUGAAGAGGCGGGGGUGAUUUGGACGCUCUGCGGGACUUGAAAAUCGUGGAAGUGAUUGUUGUAGCUGUGGAGGUGCUGGAUGCGCUCGAUCGCCGAGCUUUAGGUCUCGCCGGAGGUUUCGUGAGGGUCACCAGAAUGUCUGCUGCUCGGGAGGAAGACGGUGUGGGGUCGCUUGGGGGAGAACAUGUGAGAUCGGCAGGAAGAGAGGUAGAUGACAAGGUAUACGAUCGUAGGCCGAGUGUAGAUGGCAAGGUGAUCGCGCUUGGGUCUUCUGUCGAGUCAACAUAUAUUGUCAAGGCUCGAGGCGGAGGAGCGACCAGAUCAUUUCUGGCAUG
Molecule: messenger RNA, 1275 nt
Organism: Somion occarium
Lineage: Eukaryota; Fungi; Basidiomycota; Agaricomycetes; Polyporales; Cerrenaceae
Source: the annotation of a GenBank genome assembly